AUGGAAGCCAAAUUGAAAAAGAAGAAAUAUCUGAACCACCUCCAGCACAACAUCUGUAGGAACCACCGCCUAUACCAACAGGAUUUCUACGAGCAGUUCGAUAAGUUCCUUUUCAAUUAUGGCGUGGUGUUAUUGAACCCAUAUAGGAAAAAUAAUUUAUUCUGUAACCAGCUCUCCUUCCUGAGCUACACGGUUCGCUUCUUCUGCUCUGAGGAGGGGGCAACAAAACGCAGUGCAGAUGAGGAAGGGGAUAGGCACAGCUCAGAUGGAGGAUCAACUAGUCGUGAUGGAGACUUACUCAGUGAUGAUGGCGGCGCAGAAGAUGUGGAGGAUGAGCUCCACCGGAUGGAUAUUGACGCAAAGAGGAAGGAAAUAUGGGAUACCAUAAAGAGCAAAGUAGAGGCAGAAGGGGAGGAUGCAGCCAAGAGGAGGCAGGAGGCAGAGAAGAAGAGACUCAGGGAAAAUCCCCUGUGCCCAUAUGAGGAUCUGAAUGAAUACAUAAACCUAUUAAUGGUAACAGACAAGGAAGAAAUAAACUUCCCGGAGGAACUCUUUUUUCUGAUUUCGCAGUUGCUAGUGAAGCACAAAAAUAAUCUGUACAUCUCUGUUCUUUUAAGUAUAUUGAAAACGUUACGACAGAUAAAGAGGAAAAUAGAUGUGUUGAGAUACCUCCAGGUUCUGGUUUUUCUGUGUGAUGUGAAUUUGAGUAAGAUAAGAAUGUUUCUCUUUAAGAGCGUCGUCGACGCAAUUGUGCAGGUUCACAGGGCGCCGAAAAGGGGAUCAAAAGGUUUAAAGCAUAGUUCCACAGAACCCGUAGGUGGUCCCAAAGUGGCAGAUGAAAUUCUGCUACUUCUUCACGAAGCGUUCGUGGAGAAUAAACAGAGAAAGCGCAUCCAGAAGAAGUACGCCUCCACAGGUAGUAACGACUCGAACAGAAGACACUACCUCAGUAACGUACCUAUCACAGAGAGCCUGAACAAUUUCGCCUGUAGUGUCCUAAUCGAGUUAAUAAAGAAAAAAAUUUACGUUACAAAAAAAAAUAUUAACUUCUUAUGCGAAGGCAUAUUCUACAAGAACGAAAAAAUUGUAAAAUGUGUUUCGUUCGCUUUGUUAGGCAAGUUGGAUAACAGAGACUUUGUAAUUCGAAUGGCAAAGGAAAAAAUGAACACGAACAACGAGAUUGAUAACCUAAAGAACAUAAGUAAUCAGACACAUCAAAAGUUAAGUAAAGCAAAAAUAAAGAAGCUUCAUCAGAAGAAGGAAAAGAUUCUAAGUAAACUGUAUAAGAAUAAUCAGAGAGAAUGCACUUCGUCGGAUGAAGAUAUUGUGGAGAGGAACAAAGGAAAAGGAGGGGGUGAACAUCUGUCUAAUAGAGCCAACUACACUUUUAUCGAUUUAUUGUUCGAUCCACAUUCCUUUGCCAACAAUAUCUUUAACUUAAUAUGCACCAAGUAUCGAAACAGCCAUGGGACCGUUAAGUUACUCCUCCUAAAUAUUCUGUGUAGAUUACAUCAACGCAAUCAGAUCGUUCAGGAAAAUUUAUUUCUCUAUUAUGAGAAGCUCUUGGAGAACUUGAAAAGCAAGACACUUUUACCUAAGUACCUUUCGACUUUUAUCCAAUGCAUCCAUGGAACUACCCCCUCGAUGUACGUACAACGAAUUGUACAUGUAUUAACGAAAAAGUUCUUGUUCGAUAAUAUGUCUGCAGAAUUUAUAUACCUCAUCAUUAAUGCUAUCGUCGAAAUUCUUAGCAAGUGUCCUGAUUGUCUAGACGAAGAGGUAUUCGAAGCGAUUAUUGUUUUUAAGGAUUACAAAAAUAAAAAUACUGCAACCCUCAUCAGGAGAUUUGUUAAUCUGUGUAAGGAAAUCAACCCCGAGUUGCUGAGUAGAAAAUUCCUCGACAAGAAAACUGCUCUCCAUAUGCAGCGCCGCAAGAUUCUUUCGUCCGCGUCAGGGGGGGUCGUUCCAGACACGAGCUCGAUUCUCCAGUAUUCAUAUCUGCUGCGCGCGGGGCGAUCCGCAGAGGAGGGGGAUGAUGAUGACGACGAUGACGAUGAAGAAAACGACAACGAUGAUGAGGAGGAGGAUGACGAUGGUAACGAGGACGACGAGGACGAAGGUGAAGUAGAUAGUGGAGUGGACGAAGAAGAGGUUGAAAGCGAUGUGCACGAAGUUGGAAGUGGAGAAGAAGUUGACGAUGAUAAUAACGAUGACGAAGACGAAGAUGAUGAUGAUCAUGAUGAUGAUGAGGAUGACCACGUUAUGGAUGAUGUUGUUGAUGAUGAUCCAGAUGACAUGCCGAAUGACCAACCGUCCCGUCCGCACGGUGGGCGCCAGGACAAGCAGACCAAGAAGGCCAGGCGCAGAGACGAAAAGGUAAAGAAGGAACAACGCAUCCUCCAAAAGAACGAACAAAUAUUGAGCCAGAAAAUUCUGACGGACCAAGAUUUUCGAAAACUGAAAAGAAUGAGGGAUUACGUUGCCAACAACAAGAAGAUCCUCAUGUCGGAUCUGCAAGACAUUUGCAAUGCGGAGUACAGCGAAGAACAAUCAGAUAGUAGCGGAGACGAGGGACAGGAAAAAAUUAUCACCCAUGAAGAUUUAUUGAUGAAAAAGAAAAUAAAAAAACAGGAACUAAUGAAAGUAAAAAUAAAAAAGAAAAGCCAAAGUGAUAACCGAUUUAAGACCAACAAAGAGAAGGAAAAAAAAAAAUCUGUUAUGAUGUUGGCACAGAAACUAAGGAGGAAGAAGAAGAACAAUGCGGUUGUGCAGUACGGGAAAAUUAAGAAGAAGCUGAAAGGAAAGUUAGCUGCGAGGGCUAAGAAAAGGGGAAUCCUCCAGAAGCGUAUUGCGAAAAAGUUGAGUAGGCGGCGCCGUUGA
This is a messenger RNA of Plasmodium knowlesi strain H, 2880 nucleotides long. Its product is annotated as protein SDA1, putative. Gene Ontology annotation, biological process: ribosomal large subunit biogenesis; ribosomal large subunit export from nucleus. Gene Ontology annotation, cellular component: nucleolus. The coding region runs from base 1 to 2880 and encodes 959 amino acids. The transcript has a single exon. NCBI's taxonomy places the organism in Eukaryota, Apicomplexa, Aconoidasida, Haemosporida, Plasmodiidae. The record is from RefSeq and is a predicted model, not a curated record.